CCAACCACUUUCGUUUAAAACCUUCCAUCUCCAUCUCCACCGUUGAUGUAGAACAUGGUGGGCUCUUCUCUUACAUAGACUAACGUUACUCCAGUGUUAAAAGCGUGAACUUUCUUGAAAGCUUUGGUAUUGGGAAGCUUUAAUUUCUGUCUAGUUCUGAAAUUUUUAAGCAGAAAAAGAGCUUGGAGGAUCAAUAUCAGGAAAUGGGUUGCCACUCAUUAUUUCUGUUUAGUGUUUUCUUGAUCAUUUUUUUGAGUUUUUGUGUUUUUAGAGUUGUGGAUGGGGCUGGAGCUGGAGCUGGUGUUAGUGAGGAGUGUAGGACUGACUUUCAGAAGGUGAUGCCCUGCCUGACAUAUGCAACAGGGAAAGCGAAUACACCUACAAAAGAUUGUUGUAGUGAAGUGAAGGAUUUGAAGGACAGUGACCCAAAAUGCUUAUGUUACAUCAUACAACAGACCCGUAAUGGUAGUGAGCAGAUCAAGAGCUUGGGUAUCCAACAGGAUAGGUUGCUUCAGCUACCUUCUGCUUGCCAGCUCCAAAAUGCCAGUGUUAGCUUUUGCCCUAAGCUUCUUGGCCUCUCUCCUAGCUCCCCAGAUGCUGCUAUUUUCACAAAUAUUACAGCAACAACUAUCCCCACUACUCCCACCGGAGGAGCAUCAGCAUCGGAGAAAUCUGACGCCUCCAUUAUGACCAUGCAUAGACCUGAUCACCUUUUUGGUCCUGUGGCUAUUGCUAUGGCCAUUUUUAUCUACACUUUCUCCACUGAUCAAUCUACGUUUAUGUUCUAAACCUGAGAACAUCCAUGGAAGGCCACAACAUUUGGGGAAUGGUGAAAACUGAAGAGUGAAGCUUAUUUCUUUCUUUUUCCGUUUUGUUGUUUUCUUCUCAACAUUCCCAGAAUUUCAUUUGAGCUUAAACGCAUUUCAUUGUAAUCUUAACUUUUGCAUCUUCUCUAUCAUGUGUUUUGGUAUCCAAGGCCAUUAUCUCCAAA
Messenger RNA from Hevea brasiliensis (rubber tree), 991 nucleotides. RefSeq names its product non-specific lipid transfer protein GPI-anchored 1. The transcript has 2 exons. The record is from RefSeq and is a predicted model, not a curated record. Lineage: Eukaryota; Viridiplantae; Streptophyta; Magnoliopsida; Malpighiales; Euphorbiaceae. The coding region runs from base 204 to 788 and encodes 194 amino acids.